AAUUAUCACCUUAAAACCGACUUAAAAAAAGAGAUUAUAACUUUCGACAAUUAGGAUUACUCGUAGAAGAAGUGAAGGAAGAGAAAAAAGAUGGACAGAGAGUGGGGAUCGAAGCCAGGAAGCGGUGGCGCCGCCACUUCUCAGAAUGAAGCCAUCGACCGUCGCGAACGUCUCCGUCGUCUCGCCCUCGAGACCAUCGAUCUCGCCAAAGACCCUUAUUUCAUGCGCAAUCAUCUCGGCAGUUACGAGUGUAAGCUGUGUUUGACAUUGCACAACAAUGAGGGUAACUACUUGGCUCAUACGCAAGGAAAGCGGCAUCAGACUAAUUUGGCCAAGAGAGCUGCGCGUGAGGCUAAGGAGGCUCCUGCUCAACCUCAGCCUAAUAAACGCAAAGUUAAUCUUCGUAAAACUGUCAAGAUCGGUCGACCUGGAUACCGAGUAACUAAGCAAUUUGAUCCUGAGACAAAGCAGAGGUCUCUUCUUUUCCAGAUAGAGUAUCCUGAGAUUGAGGACAACUCAAAGCCAAGGCACCGGUUUAUGUCUUCCUUUGAGCAGAGGGUUGAAGCUUUUGACAAAAGAUUUCAAUAUCUCAUGUUUGCUGCAGAGCCUUACGAAAUUAUAGCUUUCAAGGUUCCUAGCACAGAGAUCGACAAGUCUACUUCCAAAUUCUUCUCACAUUGGGAUCCCGACUCCAAGAUGUUCACGUUACAGUUAUAUUUUAAGGCCAAGCCACCAGAGGCGAGCAAACCACAACCUCCUCCAGCACCAAAUGGCACUUCUGCUCCAGGGGUCCCACCGAGGCCUCUUGCCCCACCUCCGCAUGCUCCUCCACCUCCACCCCCGCAGGGACCUCCACCUAGUGCUCCAUCUGGAAAUCCUCUAAGAAUGCCGCCACCUCCUCCACCACCUUCAAUGGGCAAUGGUCCGAGGCCCUUGCCUUCUGGUGCACCACCUCCCCCAGCUGGGAGUGCAGGUAUGUCAAACUUCUCGAUGGGGAACCAACCGCCUCCUCCACCCCAUGGUUUCCCUGGUCAACAGAUGCAAGCACCACCACCCCCACCUCCCAACAUGGGCCAGUAAUUGAAUCUAUAGUAGUUUUGGUCUGGGAAUUUUGUACUAAGCUCAAAGUUGUUUUCGUGAUCGCCUUGUAUAAGAUUGUACUAUUAUAGGUUCGUUUUCUAAUGGGGAAAAUAUCAGAAUUAACAAUCUUUUGAGAAGGAUGGACGAUUAUUUUUCGUAAUUACACUGCAACUUAUCCUUUGUAAUUGCUUGCAUUUUAGUAUUAUCCUUUGUUGUGUGUC
Molecule: messenger RNA, 1301 nt
Organism: Chenopodium quinoa (quinoa)
Lineage: Eukaryota; Viridiplantae; Streptophyta; Magnoliopsida; Caryophyllales; Amaranthaceae
Product: splicing factor 3A subunit 2-like
Exons: 7
Coding region: 91-1080 (329 amino acids)
Biological process (GO): spliceosomal complex assembly
Cellular component (GO): U2 snRNP; catalytic step 2 spliceosome; U2-type prespliceosome
Molecular function (GO): nucleic acid binding; zinc ion binding
Source: RefSeq, a predicted model, not a curated record